Messenger RNA from Diatraea saccharalis (sugarcane borer), 1971 nucleotides. The record is from the annotation of a GenBank genome assembly. Lineage: Eukaryota; Metazoa; Arthropoda; Insecta; Lepidoptera; Crambidae.
AUGCUGUUGAGUUUAAUAGCUAUUUAUAUAGAUCUUUUGUUUUCAGAAAACAUCACCAUGCUGCUAAGAAAAAGAGGAGUGCUACUUCUUACUAUUCUAGUAAUUAUCAAAUCUUCAGAACAGCAUGGUUCCGGAGCACCAUCCGGGGCAUGCUUCGAUCAAAUGCCCAGACAUUCCACUAUCCUACCGCAGAGCUCAGUGCCGCCUUAUAUCAUAGUGCCAUCGACAUCACAAGUCAGACAGGGAGACACACUCAAUGUGACCAUCGGUAGUCCAGCAGGAGCCCCCUUGCCUAUUGGAGGGUUUAUACUGCAAGCGCGGUCAAUACAGAAUACUGACACAAUAAUUGGUCGCUUCGUAUCUGUACCGGACAACGCGAUCACUCACCUGAUAACCUGCAGCAAUGAAAACGACACGGCGACGCACUCCAACCCCCAGGAGAAACCGGCGCUCACAUUCCAGUGGAAGGCACCAACAGACUUCUUGGGUGGAGUUGAAUUCAAAGCAACGGUAGCGCAGAGCUAUGCCACUUUCUGGAGAAACGUGGAAUCCCCAUUAGUGGAGGUUGUGAGACCGGACACUGUCAUUACUACCAACGUACCAACACCAGCAGCCCCUACAACCACUCAAGCACCACCAGUUAUCUUGGAGAAUCAGCCAAGCCCGUCGACAGAAACUCGUGAUCUGAUAUACCAAGGAUGUGACGACACCAAACUAUGUUUCGGUGUUCCACAAAAUUGCAUCCGACAAGGCAACUGCAAAGCGAUCGUAGCUGUAUUAGUCGAGGGUGACAAAUACACAUUCGAAAUUCAAGGAACGGACAAUCCAAAAUACGUUGCAACAGCUCUUAGUAUGGACAAUAAAAUGGGUGACGAUAGCGCCAUGGAGUGCGUCAGGAAUGACAAUGGCAGAGUCAGUAUUUUCACUUCUUGGACAUACCCUAAAGCUGAACCAUACGUCAGCAGAUCUGAUUCACCGCAAGAUAUAGUUCAGUUGAAAGAUUUCACGCUAAUCAACGGGAAACUUUAUUGCAAAUUCACAAGAAACGUAGUAUCCACUGUCAAAGGGCAGACGUUCGAUUUGGCGAACAAUAAGUACAAUUUGAUGGUCGUUUCUGGCGAUAGUAUGAAAGAUGCGGAACGCGUUGGUUUCCACAACCUGGCGUACGAGUCCACAGGUGAACCGCUAGCUCUAGCGUCAGUGGGCCCCACUACCGGGGCAUCGAAGCUGCUGCUCAAAUUGCACGGAAGCUUCAUGAUAGCCGCUUGGGUGGGCUCUGCUUCUAUAGGGAUACUUUUAGCAAGAUACUUCCGACAAGUUUGGGUUGGCAGACAAAUGGGUGGCAAGGAUAUUUGGUUUGCAUACCACAGAAUCCUGAUGGUGAUGACUUGGCUGCUGACGGUGUGCGGCUUCAUCAUCAUCCUCGUGGAAGUGGGCGGCUGGUCUACCACCGGAGACAACCCUCACGCCAUUACAGGAAUAGUUACUGUAGUUCUUUGCUUUAUACAGCCUAUCGGUGCUUACUUUAGACCGCAUCCGGGUACCAAGAAGCGGCCUAUCUUCAACUGGCUCCAUUGGCUCGUUGGUAACGCUGCGCAUAUCCUUGGAAUUGCGACAAUAUUCUUGGCGGUAUAUCUACAAAAAGCGGAGCUGCCACGGUGGAGCGUCUACAUUUUGGCUGCAUUUGUUAUUUUCCACGUGAUCGUACACAUAAUACUAUCGCUGACAGUAUGUGUAUCAGACGGCAGGAUAAGUAACGGACGAGUGAAUGCUUUCCCGAUGAAAGAUAUGUUGGGCCAGACGAGGCAAACUUCGCAAGUCGAUAGAAGUACAGACGCGCCGUUCUCCAGUUUUAGAAGACUUCUCCUUGGCAUCUACGCCCCCAUCAUCCUUAUACUAGCUGUAGCAAUGAUCUGUUUGGUUGCAUUAGCGCCUAUCAAUUCUACGUACAACAACAUCAUGGGCGCUUGA